GCCAGUGGCCGGUUCUGCCGCUGGAGCAUGCAAUGAUCGCCGGGGAGGCCGCCCAGUGUGCACUGCACAUGACGGGACUGAGUCAUUACACAUGCUACUGUGGGUGUGCACGGUAGGAAGAGCAAGUGGAUCAGGGAUCAAGCCGCCAUCGAAAGACCCCAUCUCAUGAUCCCGUCCCGGCAUUGUACCAGGACAUGAGCUGAAAUUUAUAUCAGCCCCCUAUAGAGAUUAUACAAUCAUAUCAUCAGUUGAGAUUAGGGACCGGCGGAUUAUGCCGGCAGACAAUUUGGCAGAAUUCGGUACUUUUUCUGGUAAGUUUCAUGCAUGUUUGGUAUGUGGAUAAAGAAAUGGAGCAGAAUUCGAGGAAUUGCCCACCAUAAGGUUUGUAUGGUGUCUUCCAAUUUCACUGCUUUUCGAGCAGAAUCCGCCGUUACUUAGUUGAGAUGCUUCGGCGAAGUUGCGGCGAAGUGCUGCACUUGCACUAGUGAGUCACACUGCAUACUUUAAAAACGCCCAUUCGAAACACUGCUGACUCAUGCUUGUAUGUGUUGUGUCCGUUUGAAAAUCCCGAUGAAAUCACUCGCAUAGCCUCUAUACACAGAGUCUCAGUCACGAUCGAGGGUCGUUACAAUGUACAGUCAACUUCGCUUAUAACGACGCUUGGCGGGGCAUCAGAAAAGUGUCGUUAUACCCGAAGUCUCAUUUGAAUGUGUCACAGUUGGAUGGGACUUUGCUCUGGCAAUGAAAAUUCUGUCGUUAUUCGCGAAUUGUCGUUAUAUCCGCAGUCGUUAUUAGCCAAGUUGACUGUGCUAGUAUUCGCAAGGUUGACUGUGGUCAAUAUGGGAGACGAGGCCGGUGAGGAAAGUCGUUGUGACCUUCGAUCCAUCUGAGGACUUGGCACAGACAGUACUGCUUCUUCCGUCUUCACUCUUCAGCACUCCGGUAGUAAGUAAUAUUAUUAGUUGAACAUGCAUCACUAGUCACUGUGAGUGGCCUCCGCUUAGGUGUAACUAUACUUACUGACCUUGUUACUUCUUCGUUGUGUUGUCCAACGCCAACAAAGACUAAAGCUCCGACUCGACUCCACCCAGCAAGUAAGCUAGUUCUGAUGUCAACGGCCCGCGGAUGCACGCAAUCAGCUUGUCAGUGUCAGUACCAUCACCGUCACUAUGCACGACUGACUGAUAUAGAUCGUGACAACUGGACUGUUUAUUAGUUUGCCCUAGUCCAAUUUUACUUUAUUGUUGUGUCCGAGUGUGAUCUCGGUGUCUACUACUCUUCAAAACAAGACUUGGCAACUGUUUGGCAUCCCCACUCGCUAUCGGAGCGUGGAGAGAGGCAAUUGGCGUUGAACAUGGAGCCGAAGAGCUUUGUGGUGUGUCUGGCCCUGCUUGCCGGGGUGCUGUGGACGCCAGCAGCGAGUCAAAGUCGCAAGAAGAACGUGCUGUACAUCGUCGUGGAUGAUCUUCGUCCUGACCUGGAGCCCUAUGGUCAGGGUUACGUGCAUACUCCCAACAUCGCCGCGCUGGCAAACAAAUCACUCAUCUUCGACCGCGCCUAUUGCCAGUUUGCGUUCUGCGCUCCGAGCAGAAACUCAUUCAUGACGGGGCGCAGGCCCGACGCUACGGAGUGCUGGAACUUCAUCGACAAUUUCAGGGAGACGACUGGGCAGAACUGGAUUUCCAUGCCCGAGUACUUCAAACACAACGGGUAUUUCUCCAGCGGUGUUGGAAAGCUCUACCAUCCCGAUCUGCCUCCGAAUGGCGAUCCGCCAAGCUGGUCGGACGUAGCUGAUUACCCCUAUGAUAACCCUAAACCACUGCACUGUCCAAACAACACAGCAUGGUGCAGUUUAGACCCGAAAACGUACAAUUUUUCCGACAUUGAAACACUGGAUGAAGGCCUACGCAGAAUGCGCUAUGCCGCCAAGAAUCUCUCGCAGCCAUUCUUUCUGGGAGUUGGUUUUCACAAACCGCACUUGCCGUUCCGCUCCCCGACAGGUUUCAUUGAGAUGUAUCCGCCAGCGGAGAACAUAAGUGUAGCACAGGACAAAGCGUUCCCCAAAGGCGCUCCCACCAUUGCAUGGAACAACUGCCUUGCAGGAGGACAUAGAUACCAGGAUGUAACACAAGCCCGCGAUUAUCUACUCCCAAUGGAGGAUGAUGAAGCACGGCGUCUUCGGCGUGGAUACUACGCCGCAAUAAGCUUCACUGACUCGCUGGUCGGUAAGCUGUUGGCCGAGCUGAAGGAACUUGGUUUGGAAGAGAAUACCAUUGUGUCGUUUCAUGCUGAUCAUGGCUGGCAGCUUGGAGAACACAACAUGUGGUGCAAGAUGUCCAACUUUGAGCUGGGCGUGAGAGUACCAUGGAUGGUGCAUGUGCCCGACGUUGAGCGAUGUUCGGGCACGCACACAACUGCACUGGCAGAGCUAGUUGAUGUGUACCCAACACUUGCUGAACUAGCUGGUCUUCCUGCACCAAGCAAUGUUGACGGUAACAGUCAAGCGCCGGUCUUUAAAUCCGACUCUCCCGGCGUGAAGAACGCGUCCUUUUCCCAAUUUCCCAAGUGUGGAAAAAAGAUGACCGACCUUGGCACUUGCGUGCAAGUGGACAAGCACAAGAUCGACUUCAUGGGGUACAGCAUUCGCACAGACAAGUACAGAUACACAGAAUGGUUUCGCUGGAAUGGAACAGCGCUCAGAGCAGAGCUGUCAGAGACCGUUGCCAAAGAACUCUAUGACCACAAUGACGACACCGGGGCAAACUUCAACACAUAUGAAAACGAAAACAUUGUAACACAGCAGGCGGAGAUUGCCAGCCAGCUAAGCACCCAGCUGAAGGACUUCAUACGGAGCCAGUACAGCGGCAGCGAUUAGUUACAGCUUCCGGCAAUGCAAUGCACGUAUUAUGUGUAGCACAGGCUGAAUAUUGCUGGUUGGACUCCGGUGUGCGUCUUACUGCACGUGGACUUGUUUCCCUGCACUGCAUAGUAACUUAAUUUUACAGUUCGGGUCAGACUCGGCUAGAGGCCGAGUUUUCCGCAUCCCGGUAGGUACUGGGAACGCCACCACCCUUCAAGGAUCAAGGCGCAGAUGCGGCUUCUAAAGCGGGAAGGCACUGCAUAGUAAGGCUGUGUAUUUUAGAUCAUGAUCCAACUGUAUCUGUCAUGUUCAAGUCUGCCAUGUCAAAAUCUAUUUAUUUUAUCUUGGCACCUCGUAAGAAUGAAUGAAUGAAUUAUUUACAGUAAAAUAUGUUUCUCGGAUUCACAUCGCCUGUUCAUUGAUUGCAUCCCAGUUGUGAUUUAUAUCAUUAUAGUCACGGGACUGUUGUCUGGGUCGCAGGCAAAUUUGGUUGCCCUGUUUGCGAUAUGAAUACGCACAAUAUUUUAUUGAUUGCUAAAACAGUCGCUGCUCUACCGAUUGGCAUUGUA
This is a messenger RNA of Sycon ciliatum, 3429 nucleotides long. Its product is annotated as iduronate 2-sulfatase-like. The record is from RefSeq and is a predicted model, not a curated record. Gene Ontology annotation, cellular component: cytoplasm. Lineage: Eukaryota; Metazoa; Porifera; Calcarea; Leucosolenida; Sycettidae. The transcript is spliced from 6 exons. Gene Ontology annotation, molecular function: iduronate-2-sulfatase activity. The coding region runs from base 1355 to 2875 and encodes 506 amino acids.